Molecule: messenger RNA, 1026 nt
Organism: Lithohypha guttulata
Lineage: Eukaryota; Fungi; Ascomycota; Eurotiomycetes; Chaetothyriales; Trichomeriaceae
Gene: TWF1
Product: Twinfilin-1
Exons: 2
Coding region: 1-1026 (341 amino acids)
Biological process (GO): actin filament depolymerization; barbed-end actin filament capping
Cellular component (GO): cytoplasm; actin filament
Molecular function (GO): actin monomer binding; actin filament binding
Source: RefSeq, a predicted model, not a curated record
AUGCAAUCAGGAAUUACAGCCUCUACGGAGCUACAAGAAGCAUUCAACGAUUUCACAGCCGACUCGUCCUUCUUCGCCCUACCCAUAACCAUAAGCAAUGAAGCACUCACACCUCAACAACCGAUACCUUUCACCUCCUCAGAUUUCACCUCCUCCCUACCCAGCCUGAAAGACCACCUCCAGCCAAAAACACCAAUAUACCUCAUCCUCCGACCUUCACCAGCCGUAAACCAUGGCUUGAUCGCCGUCACCUACGUACCCUCCGUCGCACCAGUACGGCAGAAGAUGCUCUACGCCAGUACACGGAAUACUUUGACAAGAGACCUGGGACUAGAAAAGUUCGGAGACUCAGUAUUUGCGACGGAUGAUUUUGAGGUUCUGGAUCCAGGACACUGGGAGGCAAGGACUCAGGGUGCAGGGACGAAGAAAGAGGGUGGACUUAGUGCGGGGGACGAUAUACUGACGAGAGAAGAACGAGAACUACAGAGCGUUAAGCGCGCCGAAGAAGAGGAGAGGCAUGGGACACAGGGACGAGAUCUGAUGGGUUCAGGCGGGAGUGGUGGGCGGUUAGCUAUGAAGACGACGGAUGACGCGAGACAGGCGCUGAGUACACUUGGACAAGAGGGGAGUUUCGUGCAAUUAGGGAUUGAGGUUUCCAGCGAGACGUUGGAAUUGUUGAAGAGUGAAGAGGGAAUACAACCUGGUGGUUUCCUGGAAGCUGUGCCCGGUGAUAGGCCGUCGUACUCAUUUUACCACUACCCUGGCACGGAGGAGGUGAUCUUCUUGUACACGUGCCCGGGGUCAAGUAAGGUGAAGGAGCGAAUGGUCUAUGCUAGUGCACGAGCGAGUGUGCUGCAGCUGGCGAAAGGCGAGGGAUUGAAUGUUACGAAGAGGCUUGAGCAAGGAGAUACUGGAGAAGUUACGGAGCAGAGGUUGAUGGAUGAAGCUGGGCUGAAAAGCGCGGGUGCAGAAUCUGCGAAUACGAGGCAGGGAUUUGCGAGACCGAAGAGGCCGGGGAAGAGGUAG